This is a messenger RNA of Micromonas pusilla CCMP1545, 1068 nucleotides long. RefSeq lists its product as uncharacterized. The transcript is spliced from 2 exons. The record is from RefSeq and is a predicted model, not a curated record. Bases 21 to 914 code for a protein of 297 amino acids. Lineage: Eukaryota; Viridiplantae; Chlorophyta; Mamiellophyceae; Mamiellales; Mamiellaceae.
GCCCGCGCGGCCGUCUCACGAUGCACGCCGUCCGGGCCCGCGCGCUCGUCCCGACGCGAUGCGCGUCGUCGCGCGCGCCCUCCUCCGCGGUUCGACGAUCCCGACCCGCGCGUCUCGCGACGCGAGCGCGCGCGUCGCCCUCGGACGGCGACGACGACGACGUCUCGAGUUCGAAACGACCGGAGGACGACGACGUGCCUCCGCCGGUGCAGCUCACGGAGGACCAAGCGCGCAUCGCCGCGAUCGCCUUCGAGGUUCUGUACGAGAAGGACGCGGCCGAGAGCUUGGAGGAGAUGCUCGUGGACAAAGAGCGGCCGGGGUUGAGGUUCAAGCUGCAGCAGGCCAUCAAAGCCGCGAACGAGGCGUGCAAGGGCGGCGCGACCGUGGAGUGCUCGAUCGCGUGGGAGGAAGUCGACGGGCUCGAAGACGCGGCGAUGCGCGCGGGGAUGACGCAAAACGCGCCGGAGAGUUCGCCGCUGUACAAAGCCCCGCCGCCGCCCGAGAAGGCUGGGAAAGCGGACGCGAAAUCGAAAGAUAAAGAGAAACCGAAACCGAAAUCGAGCGGCUCCGGGCGCAUGAGCAAUCCCGCGACGAUGGCGGGCGUGGACCCGCUCGCGGGGGUGAUGCCGUGCGCGGACGAGAGCUGCGAACCCGCCGCGGGGACCUUCGUCGCGCGCGCGAGACUCGAAGACGCGCUGAAAGCCGCGUCGAGCGGCGAGGGGGGGUCCGAGGGGGACGCGAGCGACGCGGACGACGAGACGCUCGCGGGGGCGAUCAGGGACGCGGUCGACGUCGCGAUAUCGCUGUGCGAGUCCGGCGCGGAGGCGUCGCAGUGCGCGGUGGCGUGGGAAGUCGUCGAGGAGCUGUCGUCGAGCGCCAACAGGAAAAAACGCGCGGAAGAGGGCGGCAAGUGAGAAGCGAGCGCGCGCGCGCUUCCGUUUUCAUUGGGUUUACGUGUGAUCGUCAUUCAUUCAACACGCCCGCUCGCGCGCGCGAGAGAGAGACGCGGUCGCGAGAAGACCGUCGUCGCUCGCUUCGCUUCACUUCAUCUCCGCGACGGACUGCUCG